Messenger RNA from Dendrobium catenatum, 1999 nucleotides. Its product is annotated as farnesylcysteine lyase. The transcript has 4 exons. Bases 41 to 1579 code for a protein of 512 amino acids. Gene Ontology annotation, biological process: prenylated protein catabolic process; prenylcysteine catabolic process. The record is from RefSeq and is a predicted model, not a curated record. NCBI's taxonomy places the organism in Eukaryota, Viridiplantae, Streptophyta, Magnoliopsida, Asparagales, Orchidaceae. Gene Ontology annotation, molecular function: prenylcysteine oxidase activity.
CUAUCCGCUCUUUAAUUUCUCAGGUGGCUAAAACUCGCCCAUGGCUCGCUUCGAUGCCGGCCGGCCGCUGCUCUUCCUUUUUAUGCCGCUGUUUUUCGCCGCGGUGGAUCCUUCUGUCGACGCUUCCACUCAGGUCUGCGUCAUUGGCGCUGGAAUUGGCGGCGCCUCGUUUGCGUAUUUCCUCAAACAGUACAGCUGUAGCUCAGACAACUCCCCCUGCCUCAGUGAAAUCCAUCUCUUCGAACGCCGAAGUAUCGUCGGUGGGCGGACAGCCGUUGUCACGAUCUCUGGAGAUACCUUUGAGGCUGGCGCCUCCAUCUUACACCCCAAAAACUUCCACGCAGUCCGCUUCGCGUCCCUCCUCGGCCUCCGACCCAAGUUAAAGUCCUCUGAGUUCAAACCCGAUUCCAACGCGUCCGAUUCCUCUGCCUCGUCGUCUUGGUUUGGUAUCUGGGACGGCUCCAGCUUUCUGUUCAAGACCAACCCGCCUCCGCCGGCCUCCAGUUCGGCCAUCUAUCGGAAAAUCUGUUCGUUCAUCAAUGCCAUAAUCAUUUUCCGCCGCUAUGGUUUGUCCCUACUUCGAAUGAACCGCUUUGUGAAUAAGAUGCUCGAGAGUUUCUUGCUGUACUACGAAGGCUUUGAGUCCCGCCCUGUUUUUGAUACUGUGGAUGAGAUGCUUAAGUGGUCUGGAUUGUACGGGAUUACCCGCCGGACCCUCAAGGAAGAGUUACUGGAUGCUGGGGUGUCUUCCCUCCUGUUAUCUGAGCUUGUGACGGUAAUAACAAGAAUAAAUUAUGGUCAGGAUAUUAAUAUUAGUGGACUAGCUGGAGCUGUUUCGCUAGCUGGCUCUGAUGAUGGCAUGUGGUCAGUUGAUGGUGGUAAUUGGCAACUUGCUGCUGGUUUGAUCAACUAUUCUAAUGUCACAUUACAUCUGAAAGAGGAGGUGACCUCCGUUUCGUAUGCUGAAGGCCAUAAUUAUGUGCUUAGCACCAAAGAAGGAAUCCAGUACCACUGUGGAAUCACGGUAAUUGCCACUCCUCUGGACGAACUAAACAUCACCUUUACGCCCCCAUUUUCAAUUCCUAGCAGGAGGCUACAGCAUACAUUUACAACCUUUGUGAGGGGUUUCUUAAACCCAAAAUACUUUGGCUUGAACCAUGUGUCAGAAAUCCCAAACCUCAUUGGUACAGUUGAGGUUCCUGAGGUUCCAUUCUCCAGCAUUUCCAUUCUCAAGAAAUAUGGUAAAGAAGACAUGGUUUACAAGAUAUUCUCUCGCAAAAUAAUGCAAGAUCGUCUUCUUGAUGAAAUCUUUAGCUUGAGGAUCGAAACAGUAAGGAUAGAUUGGCCUGCUUACCCUCACUUUGAAGCUCCAGAAGUUUUUGCACCCAUCAUACUGGAUGGAAAACAUCUGUACUACAUAAACUCGUUCGAGAAUGCGGCAAGCACCAUUGAGACCAGUGCUGUUGCAAGUGAGAAUGUUGCACGGUUGAUCAUCUCUAGGCUGUCAGAUGAACAUCAAAAUAUGGCGAAUAAAAAGUUUCAUGCUGCAGAUGGAGAUUUGUUCCACCUUGAUUUAUGAUAAAAGGGAAAAGACAUUAACGCUUCGUUUGGGACGGCUUUUUUAUUGCUUGAUGAAGCAGCUUUCUAGUAUAAGAAUUUUUAUACUAAAAAACUUCUUCAAGAAGUAAUUAAAAAGCCAAGCCUAAGUCUCUUAGCUUUCAAAAAACGACCUCUAUCUUGUUGAAAGUGCAGAUUUGCCCUUGCAUUUGGGAACUUCCCAGUGGAAAUUUCAUGCUGCAAUCUGCUUUUACUGUACGUUGGUUUACAGAACAAGAAUACAAUGCUUUGUUAUGUAAGAAAUUGUGAUACACAUGAAACUUAUUCAGUUGGGUAAUUUAAUGUUUUGUAUAAUUAUAAUCCUCUGGCCAGGCUUGUCUGUUGGCUGCGGAAGAACAGAGUGGGUUGGAAAAUAAAAGUUACUGCCUAAUAUUUGUGUUGA